AUGAAACAAAGAGUUGCCAAAUCAGCAACUUCUCUGAAAGAUGCUAUAGCAGAGAUAGAAAACUUCAGGACAGAUAUAAACAAGAGAUUAGAUGAACUAGAAAAGGAGGUUAAAGAUACUGCAACAACAAUUCAUCAUGACAACAACAAAAUGUUGAAAAAAACAGAAACAGCAUGUGAUAACAUCAACAGAUCACUCCAAGCAUCAGCUGAUACUCUAAAACAUCUCAACACCAACAAGAAAACUGACCAACUGUUUACUGAAUUGAAAUCAGCUCAGCAACAGAUAUUACACAAUGAAAAUAUAGCAAAACAACUACCAACAACCAAUGAUGUUGAUGAAUACAAUUUUGAACCAAAUCAUGCUAUCAAAAAACUCCUUCAGAAUGAGAAAUCGUUAGGAGCGUUAAGAAAAAAGGAAAUAAAGCAACCAGCUCAACCAAAGAAUAAGGCUGCAGUACCAAUGAAAAUGACUACCUCUAGAAACAUCAAUGUUAAAACAUCCUCAGAUACAAAGGAGUGCCAUAUAACUGGUAUAACUAUCUCUCCUCAAAACCAAUUAUUUGUAGCAGAUUAUGAUAAUAAAUCAAUUAAAAUGAUAGACAUAAACAGUGAAGAAAUCAAACAACUACAGAUUGAAUCAAAACCCAGGGAUGUCACAAUAGUGACCAGAGAUACACUUGCUGUUACAUUACCAGGCACAAUACAGUUCAUUUCCUUCUCCUCAAACUCUCUCUCAUUGAAAAACAAACUGAAAGUAGAUGGAUACUGCUAUGGAAUAAGCCAUCAUCAGGGGAAAUUUGCAGUUACAUUUAUAUUGCCUGUCAAACUCCAAAUCAUGGACUUAAAAGGUAAUAGUAAAAUUACAGUUGAGAAAGAUUCCAAUGGUGACAGUAUUUUCAGUGACCCUGGGUAUGUCAUCACAAACAGUCAUUCAAUCUAUGUAUCUGACGAAAUUAAAAAUAAAGUUAAAUGGUUUAAUUGGCAGGGAGAAAUGAUAGGAAGGACUGUAGAUAUUUAUGGUCCAAUGGGUAUUUCACUUUUAGAUGAUGGGUCCUUCUUUGUGAGCGAUGCCUGGGAUAAUUGUAUAUAUAGAGUUAGUGGUGAUUGUAAAGACAGGACAACUAUACUGAAAGACGUGAAGGAUCUCCCUCAAGCUAUAUGUUGGUGUGCUGAGACAAGUACAUUUUAUUUAAGUACAUACAGAAGUAAAUCUAAAGUGAGGUACAAUGAUAUAAAAGUGUAUAAAAUGGUGUAG
Ruditapes philippinarum (Manila clam) is the source of this 1257-nucleotide messenger RNA. RefSeq lists its product as uncharacterized. Gene Ontology annotation, biological process: proteasome-mediated ubiquitin-dependent protein catabolic process; protein polyubiquitination. The record is from RefSeq and is a predicted model, not a curated record. Gene Ontology annotation, molecular function: ubiquitin protein ligase activity. The transcript has a single exon. Lineage: Eukaryota; Metazoa; Mollusca; Bivalvia; Venerida; Veneridae. The coding region runs from base 1 to 1257 and encodes 418 amino acids.